This is a messenger RNA of Anolis carolinensis (green anole), 4010 nucleotides long. RefSeq names its product abhydrolase domain containing 14A (gene abhd14a). The coding region runs from base 2011 to 2913 and encodes 300 amino acids. Gene Ontology annotation, cellular component: cytoplasm. The record is from RefSeq and is a predicted model, not a curated record. NCBI's taxonomy places the organism in Eukaryota, Metazoa, Chordata, Lepidosauria, Squamata, Anolidae. The transcript is spliced from 5 exons.
AAGGAAAAGGUUUGCUGCAUGUAACAUAUGGGAUCUGGAAGACAAAUAUGGAAAUGUAUUAAGGAAUGGUGUUAACUCUCUCUAGUUCCUCUGUGCAAGACUUGAAAGCAAAGGGAUUUCAUAUUGCUUCAGUUACUUCAACACUACUCCCUAUGUAACUUUUUGUGACAGUGAAGUUGGAGGAGGAGGACAAGGAAGGUGUGCCUGCAGUGGGAGGCAAAAAGAGACUUGUAAACAGGGGUGUGUCUGGCUACACUUGAGCCAGGGAAGAGCAGCAGCAAUCUCUGAGCUUGUCUCAGCAAGAAUCAUGGUACCUGCUAGUGUUUCCUCUUUCCUGAAAGGGAAUUACCAUAUUUAUGCAAAUGUAAUGCUCAUCUUUUUGGGCUAAAUUGCCUCACCAAAAUUAGGGUGUAAAUUUGUGUAAUAUUGUAAUCUUAUUGCUGAGGCAAAGCAAAAGGAGAACAUGCUUUACUGACCACUAUGUAAAACAUAUAUAGUUGGCCCUCUGUAUCCACAGAUUCUCAGUACAAUGGUCCUUUGAAAUCAGCCAUAUGGCUGAUGUGGCCCUCAAUGGAAAUGAGUUCGGCACCCCUGAACAGCAGACACAGUAUGUUUUAGUGCCCUUCCACACAGCCAUAAAUCCAGAAUAUCAAGGCAGAAAAUCACACAAUAUCUGUUUUGGACUGGGUUAUCUGAUUCCACACUACUAUAUAUUCCAGUUCAAUGCAGAAAAUGUGGGAUUUUAUUCAUCUGUGUGGUAGGGACCUGGGUCAGUUUUUUUUGUUUCAGAAAACCUCUGUUGAAUGAACUGUGCAGUGCCUUGGGUUCUCUCAUGGGAGGUUGGGUUUCAAUAAUGUUUAUUUCCUUGUUUGAUAAGCAGAUCUCUUCUCAAAGGCAGCAACUUAGUUGAACCCUGUAAUGACUACCUUCAUGCCCUCCUCUCAGGACUCUUUCCAGCCUUAAAAUCAUAGAUUUAUAGAUCAGCCUUAUCUCACAACUCUUCCUUGGUUGUCAAAUAUUUGUUAUAAAGCUGUUGGGACCUUCUGAGGCCCUCCUUUUCUGGUAUCUCUUUGCUUUCUUCAUGAGAUUGCUGGGAGCUGCCACCCUCAGGUUCAGUCACUGGUAUUUCCCGUUCCAAGUUGUGUGGCAUCUCUCAGCAGCUGGCAAUUAUACCUGCUCUUCCCCUUCACUGUCUGACGGCCCUGCCAGACGGGCCCUAUAUCCCAGGAUCUGAUCCCAGGUUUUCUGCUUUAAACUUCAUUAUAAUGAGUCUGCACUGCCAGAUAAUCUGGGAUAAACAGAAAACCUGAGAUCAGAUCCUGGGAUAUAGGGCCUGUCUGGAAGGGCCCUGUGUCCUGAGUGCAGGGCAUGACACUACCUGCGGAUAGCUGUUAAGGAGCUUCUGGUCAUGAAUCUUGCUAAUUAUAUCAGGAGUAUUUUUUUUCAAAUGGAGUUAUUGAGCCAGUCCCAAUUUCUGCUAGAAGUGCAAAGACAGGCUAUCCUUUUUGUCAACUGUUGUCCCCUGUGUGGGUCCCUCUGUGGCAUUGUCUAAUGGUGCCAAAAGAGCUCUAGCAAAUGCAGAUGGUAUCAUUUUGUGUGUGUUCUCUGUUAAUGGGCUUUCAUCUUAGUCUGUCUUGAGUUCUGUUGCAGUAGUGCAUUUAUCUAGCUGCCCUUCCAUGGCUCUGUUUUAUAAGUACAAGACAGGUGAUCGCUGAGCUCCUCUUUGUCUAGGAAGGGCAGUAUUUCAUUUUAUAUUAAUAUUUUUGCUUUCCAUGAACCUAUUUUCCAUUAUUGUGCAUUUUAAAAUGGCUAGACUUUUGCUCUGUAAGUAAAACACCUGAUGAUGGCCCCAGUAAUGGAAGACAUAGAGUUUCCUGGUAAACUAAAAGUUCAAAACCAAAUUCAAGCUAACCUCUUUUAGUGAAUCUGUGUGGGAAACUAAAACACUCAUCCUCAGCAGACUAGAUACUGUGGAACUUGUUGAGUAGGAAGUAUAGGAGUUGUAAUAAUAUGCAUCUGAAGAGUUUGACCCCUGAGAAAAUUCUGUAUGUCAAAAAAUUCAACAAAACAGAAGCAAGAACACGUUUUUUGAUAACUUAUGAAAAGAUGACUAUGGCUUUGAUUCGCAACAGGCUGGGGCUGCUCGUCCUUGGAGUCCUCGUCACCUUUGUCCUCUACCUCUUGCUCCCUGCCAUUCAACAUGAAAGAUUUACUGCCUCUGUUGACAUCCCCAAGCCACGAGCUAUGGAAGAAGCGACAAGGAAACGUCAAGGCACUGGCAACAGCACCAUCUUGAUAGGCACAGUCCUACAUAACCCACCUGUUUUCUUUAGAGAAGCUGCACCAGUACAGAAAGAUGGGGUUCCUUCUUCUGAAAGGCUGCCAGUGAUUUUUCUGCAUGGACAGACCUUUACUUCCAGAACAUGGGAGGAAUUGGGAACUCUGGCUUUGCUUUCUGAGAAUGGAUAUCGUGCAGUAGCUAUUGACUUGCCAGGCUAUGGAGAAUCUCUGCAAUCCAGUGAUGUUGAGACAGCAACAAGCCGUGUUGCUUUCUUGCAACUAGUCCUAAAGGAGCUGGGUCUUCAGAAGCCUGUGUUGAUAAGUUCCUCCAUGAGCGGCCGCUAUUCCAUUCCAUUUCUCCUGAGCAGCGGGGAUCAACUAAGUGGCUUUGUGCCUAUCUCACCAGUGGGCACUAAGGAAUUCACUACUCAGCAGUAUCAGCAAGUCAAGACUCCUACUUUGAUCAUCUAUGGAGAACAUGACACUGGCUUGGGCACACAAUCUCUUCAGAGCCUUCAGCAGAUCCCCAAAUCUAAAGUUGUCAUGCUGCCUGAAGCUGGCCACGCGUGCUAUGUUGAUAAGCCUCAGGAGUUCCACAAAGCUCUCCUGAACUUCCUCAGUGAGCUAAAAUGACUGUGAUGUCCUAUCCUGUCCUGCCUUCCUCUCCCUGAGAAAGACUUGUGACUGAAUUUCUGCCGUGUAACUGGGGUACUGUGUGUUUGAAUUUGUUUCUCCGUAUCUAAAGGGCUUAUAGGUCUCAUUGAUUCUUGAUGGGAAGACCUUCUCACUGCUUGUUCUCGGGGCUGCUUUUGUUGUGUCUCCUUCAGGUUUGACUUUCUGAAUUUUGCAGUCUGGCAGCAAUAUUGGAUCAAGUGUUUAUGGAGUAGGGGACAGCAACUUUUUCAAUCUAUUUAUUGCAACAGGGUCUGGAGGACUUGAGCUGCACAUUCCCAACAGCCCUUUGCCUCGUUCAGAUUUGUCUUUUCUAGAUGCAACUUCAACUUCACUUCCUUUUUUCAGGAGCACAAUCCACUGAUGUUAAUGCCAUGGCAGCACAUUCUCAUUGUUUCCCGACUCCUUUUUUUUUUUUUUUUUAAGUUUAAACAGAUUUACAAAUGCACAAACUGAUUGUCUUUAUUUAUACAUUUUAAAGAUAGAUUUUAAAGAUAUUUUAAAGGUACAAUACAAAAUGGAUCUGUAAUAGGUAAAAAAGGAGAUGGGGAAGAAAAAGUAACAUUGAAAUGAGAUAUGAUAAAGGUCAAAGUAAUCCUCCUCAGUGCACGUGUCUGAGCAGUCCUGUCCAUUGAGCAUCUUUUGAAUCCACAAACCUACCAGGUCAUUAUUGUGUUUUACAUUUGGAAGCAGCAUCUUUAUGUCUUGUAAUCCACUGGCAAAACUGGCUACAGAAUUCAUUCCCAGGAGGGAGAAAACGGCAGAUCUGUAAAGGAGGGAAGUACUUUAUUCCUUGAAGAUUUGGGGGUUUCUCCACUUUAUAGUAAUGCCUUGGGGCCCCCAGCUGUAAGAAAUGGGUUGUAUGUUGGUAUUUUAUUUUGUUAGCAAGUGUUAUGGCUCUUGCCCAAGAAAGGUACAAGAAGAUUAAUGUAUCAGGUUUUCCAGGGAAUGUAGUCCAUGUUGCAAUAGCGGAUGGUUGUUCCUGCCCACUAGGUCAUAAGCUAUCUUUUUUUUGUGUUGCAAAACUGUUGAAGGGUCAAUAAAUAAUUUGUACAGAU